Molecule: messenger RNA, 1659 nt
Organism: Coniophora puteana RWD-64-598 SS2
Lineage: Eukaryota; Fungi; Basidiomycota; Agaricomycetes; Boletales; Coniophoraceae
Exons: 2
Coding region: 15-506 (163 amino acids)
Biological process (GO): mitotic sister chromatid cohesion
Cellular component (GO): Ctf18 RFC-like complex
Source: RefSeq, a predicted model, not a curated record
CUGGGCUUUGCCUCAUGAUUAUUCCCGUCACUGUUGAUCUUUCUUCUGGUUCCCGGCACACGCUCCCGUCUACACUCGCGCGGCUAGGGAACGAUGACGUCGCUCUCAUCGAGCUACAAGGCAUGCUCGAUGUCGAAGGCGAUGAUACCACGCGAGAAGGCAAACUCAUCGGAAAACUGAACAUGGACAACCCCGACAAGCCCACCCUCUUGAUCGGACACCACCUCCUCGAGGGCAAAGUCGCAAGCCUCGCAAAGCCGCUCGCGGUCAUCCAACGCGACGGCGAUAGGACCAACUCGCCCCAAGACGCCAGCGUGAGGGGAAACGGAACGAACGACAUGGAUAUCGGCGAGGAAUCGCCGUCAUCGUUCCGCAGCGCAGGCAAUCCAGAAGGCAAAGAAGGCGCAACGGUGGGGUGGCGCAUCGUCGCGGUGGUGAAGAAGAAGAUCGUGUUCGCGAAGCGGCCGAUGCCGCUAGCAAACCGCGCUGCCGUGCUCAAGCCAUGAGAAUGCCUCGGAGGAAAGUGCCUCCCAUCGGCAGUCUGCGUAUGGGAGGCACCCUCGAACACUUCUCGAAUCAAUGCUUCUCGAAUCAACGGGUAUGCAUCUUGGCAAAGGUGCAUAUUUGCGCGAGGGCUUCGAGAUAACGCCUUCACAUGGCUACUCGUCGAUGGUCUCAAGAGUAUGUAUACGCAUCAUCAUGGAGCUCAACGUUACUGCUUGUCCCUGGCAGACUAUCUGCAGAGCUCCUGGGCAUGCUCAUGGUCGCUGACAAGAUCUCGCCCGAACUCUCAGUCGAGAUCUUUCAUUUUAUUGAUGGCGGGCGCCACCAAGGAGCGUGCUCUGAACGUGUCGAUGUCCACGGUAAUGAAAAGCUUCUAGCAAUAAAUAAGCUUUUACAUUCCUUCUGCCUAUCAUACACGCUUUGUUUACAGCGAUCGAAGAAGAACGUGGACAUAAUAAGCCCGCUACAAGACCCAAAUUCAAAUAAGAAACGAAAACAGAUAUAAAUUGGUGUUAUUGGUGUGAAUGCGAAUGAUAAAUGCAGGCUGAUGCACUGUAAAGCGUUCGGGGUGGGAUAUCAUGAUAUACAACGAAUAAGCUCGUCGUCCGGUCCACUGGCACAAGGUGAGGUUUUUGAGAGCGGUGAGACGAGGAAUUACACGAUCGGGAUUAUACUUCUGGUAGGAAAGCGGAUGUUUGGAUCACAAGUUCGACCCAGAAUUAGCAAGCCAUAGAAUACAAGUUAAACCUCUUGGCCAUAGGAGAUUGCUGAUUUCAACAUGCUGCAACGACGCCCAGUUAUCCAUAGGUGCCUUUUAUGACUUCUAUCCAGCGCCGUGCAUAGGAGGUGAGGUGAGGUGCAAUAUAGAGGCGUUAAUUUCAUUGAGAGAAAUGCGAACUGAGUAGAUGCUGUCGACCAGCGAGAUCUGAGCGAGAAAGGCUCAGUUAAACCCAUCAAAGUGGCCCUUCAGGAUGCGCUCGCCCAUAGGAGAUGGAGCCCGCUUGGGCCUUUCAUAGCUGACCGUCGCCGACCGCCUCGGCUUACGAGGAGAAGGCUGGGGAAUGUCCCUGGUUGCGACCGGAGAGGAGAUGGCAGUGUUCGGAGGAGCGGCGGGCAUUGGCGGACUUUGAGUGCGGGGCACGUCAGCAGGCGGCU